GAGCUGAAAAACUUCAAGUGAUGAAGAGUAAGCAAAAAGAAUCUUGAAAUCCGGAAAUGUCGGACGAAGAACAUCAUUUUGAAUCCAAGGCCGACGCCGGCGCCUCUAAAACCUACCCUCAACAGGCCGGAACCAUUCGUAAGAACGGCUACCUCGUCAUCAAAGGCCGCCCCUGCAAGGUUGUCGAAGUUUCGACCUCCAAGACCGGGAAGCACGGUCAUGCUAAAUGUCAUUUUGUUGCAAUUGACAUAUUCAAUUCCAAGAAGCUGGAAGAUAUCGUUCCGUCUUCUCACAACUGCGAUGUUCCACACGUCAAUCGUACUGACUACCAGUUGAUCGACAUUUCUGAGGAUGGAUUUGUGAGUUUGCUGACUGACAGUGGAGACACUAAGGACGAUCUGAGGCUUCCAACUGAUGAAAACUUGUUGAAACAGAUCAAGGAUGGUUUUGCCGAGGGGAAAGACCUGGUUGUGUCUGUUAUGUCUGCAAUGGGGGAAGAGCAGAUCUGUGCUCUGAAGGACAUUGGUCCGAAGUAGUUUCGGAUUCAUUUAUUUACAAAUCCUUAAAUGGUAGUCUAUAUCCCUGCUGCUUUUAUGUUUUUUUUAGUAUUGGUAGAAAACAAAAAGGACAAACAAUAUUAAUAGUUCCUUGUCGUGCUAUGGAUACUCUGUUUCUU
Messenger RNA from Hibiscus syriacus, 676 nucleotides. RefSeq names its product eukaryotic translation initiation factor 5A-2-like. Gene Ontology annotation, biological process: positive regulation of translational termination; positive regulation of translational elongation. Gene Ontology annotation, molecular function: translation elongation factor activity; RNA binding; ribosome binding. Bases 57 to 536 code for a protein of 159 amino acids. The record is from RefSeq and is a predicted model, not a curated record. NCBI's taxonomy places the organism in Eukaryota, Viridiplantae, Streptophyta, Magnoliopsida, Malvales, Malvaceae. The transcript has 6 exons.